Messenger RNA from Miscanthus lutarioriparius, 1086 nucleotides. NCBI's taxonomy places the organism in Eukaryota, Viridiplantae, Streptophyta, Magnoliopsida, Poales, Poaceae. The record is from the annotation of a GenBank genome assembly.
AUGGCUUCCGACGCCCCCGCGCAGCAACCGGCGCCCCAGCAGAAGCCUACCAGAGUCUCGCUGUCCUACGAGGAGAUCUCCAAGCUCUUCUCCCUCCCCAUCGCCGAGGCGGCCUCCAUCCUCGGAGUCUGCACUAGUGUCUUGAAGAGGAUCUGCCGCACCCACGGGAUUGUUAGGUGGCCCUAUCGUAAGCUUGUUUCUGGGAAAGCUGGGGACGACACAAAAGGUCCUGAUAGAGACAAAGCCAAGGAACUCCUUGAGUUAUCAAAAAUCGCGAAACAAAAGGCUUCCAGUGCAUCAGGCCCAUCAAUAGUGUCAUCAAGCACUUCCCAAGGAGUGGCAAAGUCUCAACAGGGCAGUUCUAAGGCAGGACAAAUUUCAGUUUCGCCCCCAGCAGGUAAACAGAAUGCAUCACCAAGCUUGGCCCAUGGUAGCCAAGCCAAGGCCAUCCCUAGCUAUAUGGAUGAUUUCAAGUACGGAUUCCCAUCAUCUGGCUUGUCUUGUGAAACUAUGAAAUGGUGGGGCACAAGCAGCGACACAGACUGUGUGCCUGCCAAAGAUGGAAGCCAUGAAGCCCAUGAAUCAACAACACAUGAGCCUGCCAAAGAUGAUGACGAGUUGGACUGGGGAGCAGAUGAAGCGGAUGCUGAAGCUGAUGGCGCUGUUACAGCUGAAGCGUCGGCGCAGCUGUGCUCCCUGAGAAGGAAAGCAGUAGAUGACGGGCGCAAGCUAUUGAAUGGCGACAACCGCAGGGGCCAAGAAUUUUCUAGGCUCAACAAAAGGCAGAAGCUAGCGCUGGCCCAGAACCAAGGUUUCCAAAUGUUGAAAAUAUAUAUCUGGCUGAAAUCAAUUCAAUCUUUCCAUGCGAAGUGGGCAAAAUUGGUGUUGCAGGGCAAGGGGACAAAUGUGGAUGGGAAUAAGAGGAAGAGCAAAGGGCAAAGGCAGAUAGAAAAGGCGUAUAGUAUAGACAAGGAGGAACAGAGCAAGCAAGGUAUAUGCAUUCAACAUCUUUUACGGGCAGCAGGUGGUAUUGGUUUCUGGAUCUACCUCAUUGGUGGUUAUGGAACAUCCACAUGGGUAAAGUAA